This is a messenger RNA of Malus domestica (apple), 1079 nucleotides long. Its product is annotated as protein IQ-DOMAIN 20. Gene Ontology annotation, molecular function: protein binding. NCBI's taxonomy places the organism in Eukaryota, Viridiplantae, Streptophyta, Magnoliopsida, Rosales, Rosaceae. The record is from RefSeq and is a predicted model, not a curated record.
GACUUCAGCGUAGGAUUCAUCCCACCACGUUCUCCGUCUCAGACAAGCAGAAAUCAUCUCUCUCUCAACAUGGUGGCCACAUCUCCUUCCUUUACGUCACCGUUUCAAUUUGCUUUUAAGUGGAAAAUGCCCCAACAGAACUCUCAUACUUGUUAUAUCACACGCAAAACUAUACAAGAACAUGGGAACUACUCGCAAGUGGUUCAGAACAAUCCGAAGAAAGUUAGUCGGAUCAUCCAACAGAGAUAUCGUCGUCGUCCAAACCAACACCACCCCGAGCACUCACGAUGAAUCAGCCCGGUACGAAAAAAUCGACCGCAUUGCUUCGUCAUCAUCGUCGUUCGUUGCUUCGUCACCUUCGGCAUUCGAAAGGAGAAUUUUCACCAAGGAAGACAUUGCAGCCAUCAGACUCCAAGCCUUUUUCAGGGGACACCUUGCCAGGCAAGCGUUUCGAGCACUGAGGAGCCUUGUGAAGCUGCAGGCGUUGGUUCGUGGGGUGUGUGUGCGGAAACAGGCGCGUAUAGCUCUGUAUUGCAUGCACUCGAUGGUCCGGUUGCAGGUCAAGGUUCGUGCACGGCAGCUCCUCAGCGGGGUCUACUGACGGCAGAUCCGUCGCAAGUUAACCAGUGUUUGCUGAACAAGUCUAGUGAUGUAUGGUUUUAAGAAUUUGUAACAACGAUUUGGUAAGUGAAUUUCCUAGUAAAUGGAUGUGUAAUUUUAAGUUCAAACUCUCCGGCUAACCGGAAAGAUAAUUCGCCCGGAAAGUUCCUGCAGUUCAAUGUCAAUAAAUAAUAUUUCAAUGUCAAACAAAAAAUAUAAUACCAUACCAUAUGGGUAGUUAACAUUAUCUGUCAAUGACAGGCUCAUUAAUAUUUACUGUUAACCAGCCGGCCGGACUGAACCAGUAGAUGCAAAUUCAAGUCUCUGAAGAGAAGACCACUAGGAAAACACAACAAACAAACUACAAUAGAACAACUGUGUGAUUGGAAAAAUCUGUACAAUGCAAAAAGUAUGUGCAAUGAAAAUGGUCAUGUGCAAGAUCAGAUUUCUCUCAUCAACUGUUCUCUUCUCAGUGAUUG